Molecule: messenger RNA, 1332 nt
Organism: Lachancea nothofagi CBS 11611
Lineage: Eukaryota; Fungi; Ascomycota; Saccharomycetes; Saccharomycetales; Saccharomycetaceae
Source: the annotation of a GenBank genome assembly
AUGGUACUGAGUAUUCUUCUUCUGUGCUUACUGCAACAGACAUUAGCUGUGCUGGUUCCAUGGCUAGAUGACGAUCCUUUUGUCGAAAGUAGAAUACAAGCAAAUAAAUUAGGGUUUGGACUUCCGCCGGUAGUGCCUCCAAAUGAAAUUACAGACGAGACUCGCAGCUUACCAUAUGAAGGCUUUGUGCCGGACUACGUGAUAGAGAAUUGUCCUCUGGUUCAUCUUUACAGUGAGGAGGUAUAUUGGCCCGCAGAUGUUUCUGACUUCAUUCAGCAUUUCAGAGUUCAGACCGAAAAUGGCUCAAUAGUCAAAGACGCACCUUUGAAACUUAAAGACCUGAAGGCCGGUUUCCGGGUUUCUGAAAAAUCGAAAACCCUCUUACCCAGUGAAGAUACAUUUUUAACCGCACUUGACGAUUUUAACAAAGACCCUCGCUGGCUGCUAGGCCAUAAGCCAGAUUACAGUAGCGGUCAUAUCAAAGAUGCGCCUGCAAUACUGAUAGUGGUAGAUAAGGGAAACGGGUGGGUUGACGCUUACUGGUUUUAUUUUUACUCUUUCAAUUUAGGAGCCUUUAUUAUGGGGUAUGGGCCAUGGGGUAACCAUGUCGGGGAUUGGGAGCACUCAUUAGUGCGUUUUUAUGAGGGCAAGCCGCAGUAUCUAUGGAUGAGUGCACAUGGUGGUGGCGGGUGUUACAAAUUCGAUGCGGUGGAGAAAAAAGCCCGCGUGCAAUACAAAGGCACCGAGCCUACCUCUAAAAUUUUGGAGAGGCCGUUGAUUUUCAGUGCAAGAGGUACUCAUGCUAAUUAUGCAUCUGUGGGCCAGCACGCCCAUGACGUCCCGUUUUUCUUUAGUGCACUAAGCGAUUUUACUGAUCGCGGUCCGCUCUGGGAUCCUUCUCUGAACUACCUUGGUUACACUUUCAAUGGUACUGCUGUCACGCCCGUAUCAGAACGUGAGGAAGAACUGGGCACCGAGUGGCUAGAUUAUCUCGGUCGCUGGGGCGACAAACAGCUGAAGUGGAACGAUCCACGGCAGAAAUGGUGUCCUGUGCAAUGGCGUUUCAUCGAUGGACCAAGAGGACCCUUGGCUAAAAACCUUGACCGUACUGGACUUUGUCAGCGUAGCAAGUGGUGGAAUUUUUGGGACGGAUGUCCUGCCAGAAGAAGCAUCAAGCGUGGACAGGGCCUGGAUGCCGAGCACAACGACUUGGUUGGUGACAACUGUGGGAUCCUGCUAUACAGGAUUCGUCCAAGAUUUCUGCGCUCUCUCGCUAGACUAGUUAUGUGGCGUGGUGUGGCAUGCUUUACGAUGGAUUAUUUUACAGGGUAA